This is a messenger RNA of Penicillium odoratum, 3228 nucleotides long. It is a transcript of the gene niiA, whose product is annotated as nitrite reductase niiA. Gene Ontology annotation, biological process: nitrate assimilation. The coding region runs from base 1 to 3228 and encodes 1075 amino acids. The record is from RefSeq and is a predicted model, not a curated record. The transcript is spliced from 9 exons. Gene Ontology annotation, molecular function: flavin adenine dinucleotide binding; heme binding; nitrite reductase [NAD(P)H] activity. NCBI's taxonomy places the organism in Eukaryota, Fungi, Ascomycota, Eurotiomycetes, Eurotiales, Aspergillaceae.
AUGCCGGUGCUGGAUGGGCUUCGAUACGGCGAGCCAGUCGACGGCAGCUCGAGUCUCAAUGAUCGUCCGAGACAAAAGAUCGUAAUUGUGGGAUUAGGAAUGGUGGCUAUUUCUCUGAUCGAGAAACUCAUCAAACAAGAUACAGAGCAACGAUAUGACAUCCUUGUUAUUGGAGAGGAGGCACACGUCGCCUACAACCGUGUUGGCCUUUCCUCUUUCUUCGAACAUCGCAAAAUCGAGGAUUUAUACUUGAACCCGAAAGAAUGGUACAACUCCAUCAAAGAGCGUGCCUUCGACCACCACCUCAACACAACAGUGACCUCCAUAAACCCCAGCGAUAAGACACUCCAGACAUCUACUGGUGAGACAAUUACCUACGAUAUCCUCGUACUAGCUACCGGCUCCGAUGCAGUCCUCCCCACCCACACCCCAGGCUACGAUGCCAAGGGCGUCUUCGUUUACCGAACAAUCUCCGAUCUGGAACGUUUGAUCGACUUUGCCUCUCAACACAAAGGCCAGACAGCUGUUACCGUUGGAGGAGGUCUGUUAGGUCUAGAAGCUGCGAAGGCGAUGACCGAUCUGCAAGAUUUCGGCAACGUCAAGCUGAUCGACCGCAACAAAUGGGUUUUGGCACGUCAGUUAGAUGGUGAUGCGGGAUCAUUGGUUUCACGCAAGAUCCAGGAGCUGGGACUUGAUGUGCUGCAUCAGAAGCGGGUAUCUGCUGUCAAUACCGACUCGGAAAACAAUGUUACUGGGAUCACGUUCGAUGAUGGGGAGCGUAUUGAUUGCUGCUGCAUUUGCUUUGCGAUCGGUGUCAAACCCAGAGAUGACCUGGGUGCUAUGGCUGGUAUCCAGUGUGCUUCACGGGGAGGUUUUGUUAUCAAUGAGAGCCUCCGUACUUCAGUACCGGAUGUUUAUGCUGUGGGAGAAUGCGCCAGCUGGGAAAAUCAAACUUUCGGAAUCAUCGCGCCCGGAAUUGAAAUGGCCGAUGUACUAGCCUACAACCUUACAAACGUGGACAAAGAGCCCAGGGGUUUUACUCGACCGGAUCUAAGCACGAAGCUGAAGCUCCUCGGGGUGGAUGUGGCCUCAUUCGGAGACUUCUUUGCUGACAGAGAUGGGCCGAAGUUUCUACCGGGUGAUCGGCCUCUUAUUGGCAGUGACGACGAUGUAUCUCCAGUCAAGGCGUUGACAUACAAAGAUCCCUUUGGUGGUGUCUACAAGAAGUACCUGUUUACCAUGGACGGCAAAUACUUACUUGGUGGGAUGAUGAUUGGGGAUACCCGGGACUACCUCAAGUUGAACCAGAUGGUAAAGUCACAGAAAGAGCUGGAUGUUGCCCCCAGCCAGUUUAUUCUUGGAGCCCAGAAUGAUGGUGAGGAAAACGCAGAUGAUCUUGACGACAGUACCCAGAUUUGCGCUUGUCACAAUGUUACCAAGGGCGACGUGGUUGAGAAUAUUAAGAAUGGAACUUGUACUACGAUUGGCGAGGUCAAGUCCUGUACCAAAGCCGGGACCGGAUGUGGUGGAUGCAUGCCCCUUGUGCAAUCGAUCUUCAAUAAGACAAUGCUUGGAAUGGGCCAAGAAGUAUCCAACCACCUCUGUUCGCACAUUCCCUAUUCUCGUGCCGAUCUUUACAACGUUAUCGCAGUAAAACAGCUAAAGACAUUCGUGGAGGUGAUGCAGACUGCAGGAAAUAAACCAGACUCACUCGGUUGUGAAACAUGCAAGCCUGCAAUUGGAUCUAUCCUGUCGAGUUUAUUCAACCCUCACGUGAUGGAUAAAGGAUAUAACGAAUUACAAGACACCAACGACAAGUUCCUGGCCAACAUCCAGAGAAACGGAACAUUUUCCGUCGUGCCUCGAGUGCCGGGUGGAGAGAUCACGGCUGACAAACUCAUUGCCAUCGGCACAGUAGCCAAGAAAUAUGGUCUAUAUUGCAAGAUUACAGGCGCACAAAGAAUUGACAUGUUCGGUGCCAAGAAGCAAGAUUUACUGCCUAUCUGGACUGAGCUUGUUGAUGCUGGUAUGGAGAGUGGUCAUGCGUAUGCAAAGGGGCUGCGCGCUAUCAAGAGCUGUGUUGGUUCCACAUGGUGUCGUUUUGGUAUCGGGGACAGUGUCGGCAUGGCAAUUCGAUUGGAAGAGCGGUACAAGAGUGUCCGCGCACCGCAUAAAUUCAAGGCGGCUGUGUCAGGCUGUGUCCGUGAAUGUGCUGAGGCCCAGAACAAGGACUUCGGUCUCAUCGCUACCGAGAAAGGCUUCAACCUCUUUGUCGGAGGUAAUGGAGGCGCAAAACCCCGUCACUCUGAGUUACUCGCUAAAGACGUCCCACCAGAGAUGGUCAUGCCGAUAGUGGACCGGUAUCUGAUUUUCUACAUCCGCACCGCUGACAAACUACAAAGAACAGCCCGAUGGAUCGAAAACCUACCUGGUGGCAUCAACUAUCUCAGAGAAGUAAUCAUUGAUGACAAGCUCGGCAUUUGCGCCGACAUGGAGCGGCAGAUGCAGGAAUUGGUUGAUAGCUAUUUUUGCGAGUGGACGGAGACAGUCCGCGAUCCCAAGCGGCGCAAGACCUUCCAGCAGUUCGCCAAUACAGACGAGACAGUGGACACCGUGGAAGUCAUUCAGGAGCGUUCGCAGCAGCGCCCUACAUACUGGCCCAAGGACUCUGUCACGGAAGACUUCAAGGGUCAUCAAUGGUCGAGUCUUUCAUGGCAGCCUGUCGUCAAGGCAGAUCACUUUUCCGACGAACCUCCGCGGGUAUCCUCGGCGAAUGUCAAGCGCGGGGAUACCCAGCUCGCUGUUUUCAAGAUCAAGGGAAAUUUCUACGCUACGCAGCAGAUGUGUCCACAUAAGCGGGCGUUUGUGUUGUCCGAUGGCCUAAUUGGUGAUGACGAUGCGGGGAAGUACUGGGUUUCAUGCCCGUAUCAUAAGCGCAACUUCGACCUCAAUGGCGAGCAGGCUGGUCGAUGCUCGAGUGACGAAAGUAUGAAUAUUGCUACGUUCCCCGUGGAAGAACGAAAUGAUGGAUGGGUCUAUCUUAAACUUCCUCCGGUUGAAGAGUUGGAUUCGGUUCUUGGGACUGAGAAGUGGAAGGUUCGGAAGGGAGAAGCGCCGGAUCCGUUCCACAAGAUUGAUAAGAAGUAUAAGGGGAUGAGAGGCAAGAAGGUUGCUGAAGGUGAUGUGGGUCGGUCAACUGUCAAGCCAGCACAGACUAUUGACUGGUAA